AUGGAAGAGAAUGGAUCAAGCUUGGAGUCACCUGUGUGCGCGGGCUGUGGCGGACUGAUCUCAGAUCGGUUUUACCUGCUAGCGGCGGACAGACAGUGGCACGAGCGCUGUCUGAAAUGCUGCGCGUGCCACGCUGACCUGGAGUCAGAGCUCACUUGCUUCUGUAAACACGGAGACAUUUACUGUAAAGAGGACUAUUACAGGAGGUUUUCUGUGCAUAGAUGUGCGCGGUGCCACCUUGGGAUCUCAGCAGCAGAGAUAGUGAUGCGUGCCAGGAAUCUGGUGUACCACCUGAACUGUUUCUCCUGUGCCACUUGUGACAAAGUGCUGUUCACUGGAGAUUACUUUGGGAUGCGGGAUACCUCAGUGUACUGUCAGGUACAUUUCGAGAUGAUACUACAGGGGGAAUGUCACUUAGAUUUCUAUUAUUCAGACAUAUCUCCAACAAAGCCACAAUCAGAGACUUCCAUACACAAUGAAGUGACCCCCGUGCAAAGAGGACGACCCCGAAAGAGGAAAAACUUAGAUGCAGCAAACCAAGUUAUUUAUAAUUCAGAUGCAAGCGAUAUGGGUGUGGACCUGGUGGAGAAUAAGAAAGAGUUUAGUUGUCAGAAGUCCAAACGCAUGCGUACGUCCUUCAAGCAUCACCAACUGCGCAGCAUGCAGGCCUUCUUCACACACAACCACAAUCCAGAUGCCAAAGACCUCAAAGAGCUCUCACAGAAAACAGGCCUCACCAAACGUGUGCUCCAGGUUUGGUUCCAGAACACCCGUGCAAAGUUCAGGAGAAAUCGUUUGUAUCAGGAGAGCAUGGGAGCAGACAAUAUUUUGGAAUCAGACAAUUCCACCAUCACGUCACCAUCUGUGCCUUCACCCGAGCUUUCCCUUGCUUCCAUGAGCCCAUCCAGCCCCAAUAGCAUCUCUCCAUCACAACACACAUGCACAAACUACAACAGCAUGAGCCCAUCACAAUGCAAACUUCCCAGUUUCUCCUGA
Messenger RNA from Xyrauchen texanus (razorback sucker), 996 nucleotides. Its product is annotated as LIM/homeobox protein Lhx2-like. NCBI's taxonomy places the organism in Eukaryota, Metazoa, Chordata, Actinopteri, Cypriniformes, Catostomidae. Gene Ontology annotation, biological process: neuron differentiation; regulation of transcription by RNA polymerase II. Gene Ontology annotation, cellular component: nucleus. The transcript has 5 exons. Bases 1 to 996 code for a protein of 331 amino acids. The record is from RefSeq and is a predicted model, not a curated record. Gene Ontology annotation, molecular function: DNA-binding transcription factor activity, RNA polymerase II-specific; RNA polymerase II transcription regulatory region sequence-specific DNA binding.